AUGGCCUUCUGGGUCUAUUUGGCUUUUGUCCAGUAUACAUUUCCAGCCUCGGUCAACUCACAUCGGGGCGUUGAGGAGGAUUCCAGUUGCAGCACGAACAUUGUAUCAAUCUUGAAUAAUGAUGACCACCCGUCGUUUGCCGUCCGGUCCAACCCCAGACAUACAUCCAGCCAACCCUCGCCAUCAUUGAAUUCUCAGCCAGAACAACUUCCCCCGCUCGCUGGCGAGGCUCAAUACAACCAUCAUUCUCAUGCCUCAUCAGCAUCACCAACAGCAUCACCACGGAGUACUCGCCACACAAUUAUGGAACCCAUACAACCCACCUCCCCGGGCUCAUCUGACGGAUCCGCCUAUGAAUAUCUGACAAGCCACGCCCCUUCAUCCGCCUACCACCCAUAUGCCCGACAAGAUUCGCGACGCGAUGCCUAUCGAUUUCCAUCAAGGGGCCCAGUGGCGCCUCGCACGCCGCCAGAAAUCCAGUCAACAUCCGGGGCAGAGGCGAAGUCAUCAUCAUCCGGAGGGACACGAGGCACAGGGCCAAAGAAUAAAUAUCCAUGUCCUUACGCGGCCAGCCACGGGUGCUCUGCUACAUUCACAACAUCCGGGCAUGCAGCACGUCAUGGGAAGAAGCACACGGGCGAGAAGAGUGUGCAUUGUCCGAUUUGCAACAAGGCCUUUACCCGCAAGGAUAACAUGAAGCAACACAUUCGUACGCACCGCACGCAUUCGGAUGAAAUGCGCUCGACGUCCGAGCCGGAGGCAGACCCGCGCUGGGCCGCUGUGUCGAGACCUGAGUCUGGCUAUACCUCUGCGCAUAAUCGGACUGUCAGUCAGUCCACUGAUGCUAGCAAUGCUAGUGUGAUGCCUCCGCCGGGCGCUCGAUUAAAUCAGCAUCAAUCCUGA
Penicillium waksmanii is the source of this 903-nucleotide messenger RNA. RefSeq names its product C2H2-type zinc finger protein. Lineage: Eukaryota; Fungi; Ascomycota; Eurotiomycetes; Eurotiales; Aspergillaceae. Bases 1 to 903 code for a protein of 300 amino acids. The transcript has 2 exons. The record is from RefSeq and is a predicted model, not a curated record.